Molecule: messenger RNA, 1691 nt
Organism: Ostrea edulis (European flat oyster)
Lineage: Eukaryota; Metazoa; Mollusca; Bivalvia; Ostreida; Ostreidae
Product: vascular cell adhesion protein 1-like
Exons: 6
Coding region: 211-1557 (448 amino acids)
Biological process (GO): cell-cell adhesion
Cellular component (GO): cell-cell junction
Molecular function (GO): cell adhesion molecule binding
Source: RefSeq, a predicted model, not a curated record
AGUGGGUUUUUUGUAUAAAAAAAAAAUUUUCCUCAACGUAAACUUCCUGUAGCUAUUGCUUAAGAUCGAUGCAAAUGGCGAACUAUCUUCUCUGAUCUACUCAUUAUAGCAUAAAUCUACAUAGCUGGUAUACAUCUCCGAACCGGAAAAUAAGUAAAACAGAACUUCCUUAUCAUUCAUUACUAGGACGUGGUCGGUACAUAAAACAAAAUGCAAACAACAUAUUUGUUUCUCUUCCUUGUCCUGCCAGAAGGUAUCAUCUCACUGAGUGUGUUAACGCAGUCGGAAUUAUUUGUGAACGUCGACUCAAAUGCAUCCAUUGUAUUAAACUGUACGUAUGUCACGCAAAAAGGUGAGGACAUCUCUUAUAUACAAUGGAAGAAAAGAAAUGGAAGUAAGUACAUUGUGUUAGCAGAAUUCUACCCUGAUAGCAGUGCAGAUUUAUCCAAAUUUGGAGAUUAUUUGAAGAAUAGAUCUCAUCUUGUCAAUCCCGGAAAUGGAUCUACUAGUGCUAUCCUAAACAUCAAUGACAUCAGAUGCGAGGAUGACGGAUUUUACCAAUGUUACGUGUGGUACAAACCUCAGAAUACUGGUGCAACUGGCACUACACGGGAAACAGAUGUUAUUUUUGAAGUGGAUGCAGAAAUUCCAACCAAAUUCAUGUUGCGCCCAAACAACAGCCUAGAUGAAAAUGACAUGGUGAACUUGUCUUGUAAUGCAAAUGUUGGAAACCCAAAUGGCUCCAUUGCAAUAUGGAGAAUGGAUAAGGUAUCAAAUAUACCAAUAUUGCUGAAUGAAACAAAUUCAGUAAUUAAAAUGGAGAAUUGUACGACUAUCGUCAGGAUCACGCUAACGUAUAUCGUUUCUCGAUAUGACAACGGUGUGUUUUUCAGUUGUUCUUCACAAAACAGACAAACACAGAGACCGGCACCAAGCAGAAACACAAGUGCAAUAGAAGUCUUUUAUGUUCCAAGUAAACCAAGGAUUUUGUUGACACCAAAUAAGACACUGUAUGUUGGGGACGGACUACAGUUAACCUGUGUAUCUGAUGGUAAUCCAUCCCCGACGAUCAAAUGGAUAUUUCAUCCUGAUAACUGUGUAAAUAGUACAGAACCUCUUCUGUCGUCUAAUGGAACUCUGAAAAUAUACCAACUCAAACUUGAAGAUUCUGGUGCUUUUUGUUGUUUGGCAUCAAAUGCGUAUGGGGAAAAUUACCAAUCUAUCUCCCAGAUAAAUAUAAAAGUAUUGGAUACAUUUAUCAACAAACCCACAUGUGCUGCUAGUCCUUGUGGUAUAACUGAAACCUGCAACGAAACGCAUGGCAAGGUUGUGUGUACAGUAAACAAUUGGGUGGCAGUUGCUUUCGUUUUCGUACUUUUAGCGACAGGGUUUUGCACAACAACCAUAGUGUUACUUUGUCGCCAUAGACAGUUUAAUAAGAAAGCUGCUAACGAUGAGGAAUAUGAAGCAAUUAGCAGCAAUCGCCAGUUACAGGAGAGGGAUACUGAGAACGCAAGAUAUGAAGCAUUGAACAUAGCGGCACAAACCAGUACAUGAUAGAGCCCGUGAACACUCUUCUAUGCCUUGCUUACUGCUUACACGAAAUCCAAUGCAUAUUGCAAUGAAAAAAAAUCACCUUUCGCACUGAAUUCGUUGUUAACCCGGAUAUGGUAAAUGAAUACUGAGAAUAG